This is a messenger RNA of Striga asiatica, 1316 nucleotides long. The record is from the annotation of a GenBank genome assembly. NCBI's taxonomy places the organism in Eukaryota, Viridiplantae, Streptophyta, Magnoliopsida, Lamiales, Orobanchaceae.
AUUUUUGUACAAAAAAAAAAAAUAAUAAAUAAAUAAAAAAUUGGGCAUUUAGCAACAAUGAAGUUGCAAAAACUCUGUAAUGGGGGUGAUACUGCGGAUCUGCCAAAUGGGUUUCAUGAAAUGACGAUUUUAGCCCCACACAAGAAUCUCAGACUCUGUCUCGACGGUAGUUCAGAGGGGCAAAUAAGGUAUUUUCACGCAGUGGAAGGUGAGGAAAGCAAAAACGGUGAGCCCACAAAGCUUUGUUGCAGGGGACAUUGGAAGCCUCAUGAAGAUGCCAAACUCAAAGAGCUUGUUGCCCAAUUUGGCCCUCAUAAUUGGAAUCUCAUUGCUGAUAAACUUCAAGGCAGAUCAGGGAAAAGUUGCAGACUGAGAUGGUUUAACCAGUUAGAUCCAAGGAUCAACAAAAGGGCAUUCAGUGAAGAAGAAGAAGAAAGGCUUUUGGCAGCCCACGAAAUGUACGGAAACAAAUGGGCUUUAAUCGCCAGGCUUUUCCCGGGCCGGACGGAUAAUUCUGUCAAGAAUCACUGGCAUGUGAUUAUGGCAAGAAAACACAGAGAAGGCAAUUUCGUGUACAGGAAAAGAAAGCCUUAUUCUCUGCUACAUGCGCAAUACAGGGGAUUAGUCAGUACCUUGAUGAUGAAUAAUAGUAAUGUUAAUAUUAGUGUUGAGGAAUUAUCCGGUGCUUCGACCCCCACCGAUCUUAGCCUGAGCCUGCACUCAGUGAAGCCCCAAAAUUUCGUCUCUUUUCAUCAGGAGAAUAUUAGCUUGGAUUGUGGUGCUGGCAUGGUAGGGGAGCUGGCUACUGGGAACAAAGAAAACAAAAUUAAUAAAGAGAGUUAUGAAUCAGUUAACUCAGAUUCAAAUUCUGAAGUGCUCUCAGCAUCUGAAUCAGUAGCCAACAACAGGGCCACCAAUCUUUGCAUUUGUGGGGAAAAUCAAAGUGACAAUAAAAAUGUGGGAUUCAUUGAUUUCCUUGGGGUGGGGUCCAUUUGAGAUUUCAUCAGUGUCUUUUUGGACAGUAGGGGCAAAACAGUCUUUUUGUUUUUCUGUUCUUUUUUCUCCGGGAACCUCAAAAUUAGCAAAAUAAGUUGAGAGGUGUUUUGUUCAUUGAAAGUGCUGAGAAUGGGUUUGGCAAUUAUUGCAUUCUAUCAGUAGAUGCAGGAAAAAGAAGUUGAUUUUCGCAGAUAAGAUGCCCCCUUCAUUUUGCAUGUAGAGUCCAAUGAAUCAUGAGUGGAAUUAUGUAUUGAAUAAUUAGGAAUUCAUAUCUUGCAUAGUAUAUUUGUUGUCAAAUCUUGCUAAAUUGUAUAUCUAUU